AUGGACAUCGGCUGGGCAAUUUUAAUAAUUGGCUUUGCUGCUCUUGUUGCUGCCUUCCUCCUUCUGGUAAUUGGACUUGUGUACUCUGAGCUGAUGAAUUCAGACAUUCCUCGUGGGGUUGCAAAUAGUGGGAAACUGCACAUGGUUCAUGGCUUGUUUGUUGGCAUAGCAAUUGUGGGCCGAAUUCUUCAUCGUCUGAGUAUUUGUCAUCAGGUCAGCUUUAUCCGGUGGUUUGUGGCCUGUUUUCUGACACGCUUAAAUCCAGUUCCGGCGGGCCUGCGAGUGAAGGACCUGACGUUUUCUGAGGUCCCAGUGAGAGUCUAUGAACCCACCACCACAUGUGAUGGCCUGAGAAGAGGACUUGUGUAUUUCCAUGGAGGAGGAUGGGUGUUGGGCAAUAUAGAUUCUGUUGAUGAAAUCUGUCGGCACAUCGCCAAGGAGUCAGACACCACUGUCGUUUCUGUCGGCUACAGAUUAGCCCCUGAGCACAGGUACCCCGCCCAGCUGGACGAUUGUGAGACAGCCACAUGUCACUUCCUGUCUGUGGCUGAGGCAGAGUUUAGCGUGGACGCUCGCAGAGUGGCAGUCGGAGGGGACAGCACUGGGGCUAACCUGGCAGCCGCACUGUGCCAAAGGCUGGCGAGGAGAGAGGUCGGACAUCUGCCGUUCCCCUGCGCUCAGGUCCUCAUCUACCCAGCCCUGCAGAUGGCAGAUUUCAACCUGCCCUCAUACCAGCAAAAUCAUGCUGUGCCCAUAUUGUUUCGUGGCCGUAUGGCGUUCUACUUCCUGCAGUACGUCAAUGGGGACAUGUCUCUGUGCCAGGACGUGUUGGAAGGCAUCCAUGUCCCCACUGAGCUCAGGCCACGCUAUCAGAAGUGGCUCUCCCCUUCCAACCUUCCCCCCGAGUCCCUCGCAAGGGGUUUCCAUGAGCCCCCAACCCCAGAAUACGACGGGGAGGUGUAUCACUCAAUCAAAGCUGGUUUGGAACAUGAGGUCUCACCUUUACUGGCGGAUGAUGAUGUCAUUCAGAAAACCCCGCCCACUUUCAUCCUCACCUGUGAGUACGACGUCCUGAGGGACGAGGGGAUUCUUUACAGGAAACGACUGCUGGACUUGGAAAAGGACGUCACCUGGAAACACGUGAUGGAAGGUUUUCAUGGAAUGAUUAACUUUUUCAACCAGGGUUGGCUCAACUUUCCCUCAGCGGUGCAGGUUGUGGAUCGCGUUGUUGACUAUAUAAAAACACUGUGAAGACCAUUAUCACCAUGCUUUAUUCUACUUCACUGUGUUUUACAUUUUAAUAAACAAAACUUCUUUACCAAGAGUUUUUCCUCAUCAUUAAAAACUUAUAGUGUUAACGAAGGACAAAAAAACCUGACGCAAAUAAACAAAUAAACAAAAUAUUUUGCAUUGCAAAAAUGAAAAAUAGCCAGAGUACACAAUAUCUGGGAAAACAAAUUCUGGCACCAUUUUAACAAUAUAGAGCAGGGGUCGGCAACCUUUAGUAAAAGAGCCAUUAUUGGCCAAAAAGUGAGAAAACAUGUUGGAGUGGAGCCACAAACCUUAUUUUGCGCCCUGCAAUGAAGAUAAAA
Centropristis striata (black sea bass) is the source of this 1592-nucleotide messenger RNA. RefSeq names its product arylacetamide deacetylase-like 4 (gene aadacl4). Lineage: Eukaryota; Metazoa; Chordata; Actinopteri; Perciformes; Serranidae. Gene Ontology annotation, molecular function: sterol ester esterase activity; triacylglycerol lipase activity. Bases 1 to 1251 code for a protein of 416 amino acids. Gene Ontology annotation, cellular component: membrane; cytosol. The record is from RefSeq and is a predicted model, not a curated record. The transcript has 4 exons. Gene Ontology annotation, biological process: triglyceride catabolic process.